AUGUGCGAGAUCAAGAUGUUCCACGAGCCCAUCUUCCGCAUCAAGGUUGACCCCGACCUGCCUUGCGACUGGGAGCACUUUGGCCGCGCUUCUAUCUUCCUUCUGGAUGACGAUAUCGUCCUCAAGCUGCAAAACCAGUACCCCGUCGCUCAACUCAACCUGCCGUCGGACGACAUGCUUCUCCUCGUCUCCCUCGGCGCUUUCUCCGCGGGUGACCUGGAAAAGGAAACCUUCGCUCGGUUGAAGGACUCACCGUGUCCAAAUCUAGUCGUCGAGUUUGACAGCGGCCGGGAGGGACUAAGAUUCUCCGAGCGUUUGACCCCGGUGACGGCAGUCUGGGCGGCCGCUACGGAGAACCGCCGACGCCGCUGGGCUGUCGAGAUGACCUCGGCUUUUGCCCAUCUGGAGUCGCUGGGCCUUGUUCCUAGUGGCAUCUCUGUCCGGGACCUUGGAAUUGAUCGGACGGGCCGGCUAAAGCUGAUUGGCUUUGCCACCUCGCCCCGCCAGCCUUCAAACACCACCGAGGGCGACGAAGAAGAGCUUGCCGCGUACCUCCGGCAUCUAGACCGCGCACAUCAACGCCUCGCUUGCUGCUUGUACUACCUCCUAAGUGGCAUCGAUAUGAACAACAAGGUGACAGCCAUUACCUCUGCCGAAGAGCUUAGGACGUUCCGAGAGACGGCCCGCCAAGGCGAGUACCCACUGGAGCCGGAGGCAUCUGGCGUUGCUGAAAUCAUCCAAGCCGCUUGGAUGAAACAGUCAGGGACUACGACAACAUUUGCUCAAAUUUCCAAGGUUGUGCGGGGUGUGCUGGACGGCCUGGGCAUGGAACAAGAGUCGGAGCUUCCGCCCGUCCUCACCCAGGCGUACUAUCAAUCACUUGACGCAAGGUGUCGCGAGUGGGCCGAUGCUCAGGUCUUAGAUCCGGACUGGAUGGGGCGCGACGAGUACGAGAUGGAGUGCGAAAAGGUUGGGUACUCGAACUAA
Dichotomopilus funicola is the source of this 987-nucleotide messenger RNA. Its product is annotated as putative kinase. The coding region runs from base 1 to 987 and encodes 328 amino acids. The record is from RefSeq and is a predicted model, not a curated record. Lineage: Eukaryota; Fungi; Ascomycota; Sordariomycetes; Sordariales; Chaetomiaceae. The transcript is spliced from 2 exons.